Tyto alba (common barn owl) is the source of this 780-nucleotide messenger RNA. It is a transcript of the gene GZMA, whose product is annotated as granzyme A. Gene Ontology annotation, molecular function: serine-type endopeptidase activity. The transcript has 5 exons. Gene Ontology annotation, biological process: proteolysis. The coding region runs from base 1 to 780 and encodes 259 amino acids. The record is from RefSeq and is a predicted model, not a curated record. Lineage: Eukaryota; Metazoa; Chordata; Aves; Strigiformes; Tytonidae.
AUGGGAGCUUUCCUCACUCUGUCCACCUCUGCUGCUGUCAUUCUUCUGGUAAUUCGUGGAGGUUUUUGUGUGGAUAUCAUUGGAGGAAAUGAAGUAGCACCACACUCGAGACCAUUUAUGGCCCUAAUCACCACAUCAAAUGAAGAACCUAUUUGUGGAGGAGCUUUGAUCAAGGAAAACUGGGUGUUAACAGCUGCCCACUGUGAUGUGAAAGGAGGGAAAGUUAUUCUUGGAGCUCAUUCACGGAAAAGAAAUGAAAGAGAAAAACAGGUUUUUCAGAUUGCAAAACAAAUUCGCUACCCAUGCUACUGUUCCAGUUCUCUGGAAAACGACAUUAUGCUUCUGCAGCUUCAGGGAAGAGCAACACUUAACAAAGCUGUACAAGUCAUACCCCUGCCGACUACAGAUGAUGAUCCCAAACCAGGAACAACUUGCACAGUGGCAGGAUGGGGACAAACUCACAAUCGUGUGAGAAAGUUUUCUGAUACCCUGAGGGAGGUCAAUAUCACUGUCAUUAAUAGGCAAAUCUGCAACGACAAAAAUCAUUACAGAAAAAACCCCUUUAUAACAGACAACAUGAUAUGUGCAGGGGCUAAGAAUGGAGGAAAGGACUCAUGUUUUGGGGAUUCUGGUGGACCGUUAAGAUGCAAUAAUGUGAUGAGAGGUAUCACUGCUUUUGGGAAGGCAAACAAGUGUGGUACUGUUGAUGGCCCUGGUAUCUACACUCGACUCACAAAGAAAUACCUUCAGUGGAUAUGGAAAAUCAUAGGAGGAGCCUAA